GUUCUAUUCAAAACUUGUUCCUGUUCAUUUACAAGGACGAAACGUAUCCAGCGAAAAGUCCAUAGCAUGCGGCAUGUGUCUCGUCGAAGAAAGGACAUCAGCGACAGUAUUUCCUGGUCGGACGCAGUGUCCAAAUGAAUGGACAUUGGAAUAUUCUGGCUACAUUAUGACCAAAGAUUUGAGGAGCAGGAAAGGUGAUUUCGUUUGCAUGGACGUCCACUCCGAAGAACAUGACAGAGAUGUUCUGAUCAUGUCUAAGACAGAGAAACAUGAUCAUGUCAGCGAUGUCAAAAUCAGCUGUGGUACUCUUCCAUGUGACAACUAUCCUAAAGAUCAGCUACUUCCAUGUGUUGUUUGUACUUAUUAA
Molecule: messenger RNA, 367 nt
Organism: Parasteatoda tepidariorum (common house spider)
Lineage: Eukaryota; Metazoa; Arthropoda; Arachnida; Araneae; Theridiidae
Source: RefSeq, a predicted model, not a curated record